Messenger RNA from Symbiodinium sp. CCMP2456, 1065 nucleotides. The record is from the annotation of a GenBank genome assembly. NCBI's taxonomy places the organism in Eukaryota, Dinophyceae, Suessiales, Symbiodiniaceae.
AUGGCGGAUGGGCACGAUGUGCCACAACCAGUGGCCUACAGGCCUUAUUCCGCCGAGGGAAGUGCCGCUCCGGAGCCGAAGCGUCCGAAGACUUUCCGGCCGCAGAAGCCCACCACGCAGAGAGCUGUCGAAAAGUCGAGCCUUGCCUCCGUGGGCCCGGAGGAGUCCGUUGGCCACAUGCUCCAUGCAGCUGCGCGGCGCCAGAGUGUUGAGUUUCAAUCAGGCCGUGCGCGAGAUGUCCCACAGACAGCGGAGCGCUUCCACGGCAUGUCCCUGAAGAGCUUCGGGCUGACCUCGAGCCUGGGCGGGACAGCGCCGCGGAAGGGCAAGGAGCGCAAGGAUGGCAAGUCCAUGGACCUCAUGGACCUCGCCUUCUCUGGAGGCAUGCAGAUGUGGAAUGGCGAGCCGAUGCCCAGUUAUGCACCGAUAUCUCUUCCUUAUUUCGAUGUGGAGGAGGAAGGCUCUGGCGUAAUUGUCCAGGACUCCACCGAAAACAAAACGAGGCCGAAGCUCGUCCACAUAGACGAGGCAAAUUCGAAGGCUGCAGAGAAGCUGCUCGGGCCCAACCAGGAGCUGCUGGAGGACAGCUAUUUUCUGCUGCAGAUGCCGUGUGUCCUGCCGGAGAUGAGCAAGCCAGAAGACGAGCUCUUCCGAGAGGCAGAGGAUGCGGCAUCAGCUGGAUCAGGUGCAACCAUCACCCGCUUGCCAGAUGGCAAGCUGGGAAAGCUUCGUGUUUACAAGUCUGGUAAGGUGAGGAUGGAGAUCGGUGGCAUCUCCUUCUGCGUCGACCAGGGCUGUGAAACCUUCUUCCAGCAGGACCUGGCACUUGUCUGCCCUUUGGCUGGCGAGUUCUUCAACCUGGGGCGUCUAAACAGCAGGAUGGUGCUGACACCAGAUCUAGAUGCAAUCCUGGCGCAAGUUCCCGAGAUGCUUAGCCAAUCAGAGGAGACGCCGGUCCUAGAGCAGGCGCCGAAAAAGGAGCCUGCAGCUGUACCUGCUCAGCUGCCGGUGUUUCCUGCUGCACGUGGGAAGGGGCGUGGAAAAGGUUCUCGCGGAAAGAGAUGA